CACGCGAUAAAUUCACCCCUUGUUUAACAUGGGAACCCAUAGAAAUAAUGAAUCUUGAUGGCCCUUCCCUAAGCCCUAUCCGAAUUCUUUGACAUCGUAAAACUCUUCUAUCAUAAUCUCUUCAUUUACGGUCCCGUUCCGGCGGCAACAUCGUUUUAAGUCCUUGCCGGCAGCAAUAUUGGCAGAGGUGUUGAAGGGAAAAACCACUGAAAAAGAAAUUUAGAUGAAUACUGGAGGAGAUGAGUGGCAAUAGUCUUAAGAAUGUGUUGGCUGCAGCAGUUGUAACAGGGGUGACUGAAGCUAGGGCAAGGAUCUUUGGACAUGUACUGAACCCAACGGGACAGAGAUCUCCCCACAAGCUUUUACGCAAAAAGCUCAUUGGUGAGAAAGUUUCACAAUGGUACCCAUAUGACAUCAAGAAGGACGACCCCCUUGUCAUGGCCAGACAGGAACAAGAGCGCUUAUCCAAGCUUGAAAUGUUGAAGCGGCGUGGCAAGGGACCACCCAAGAAGGGUCAAGGAAAGCGUGCUGCCAAACGUAACAAGUAGAGAUGGUCCCUGUUGAGUGCCAUUCGAAUUUGGAUGUAGUUGAUGUUAAGGAAAUCUUUGCUUAAUGUUGCAUAGACUCCAAAAACAUUUGUAGAUUUUACUAAUUUUGAUCGGAUUUUAGAAUAUGGGGAAAGCAACAAUUCUCUGUGGGCAUCCCCGCUCCUGUGAAAGGCUGUUUGUUAGUCAUGAUGCUUUUUCUUUCAACUGUUUUAUCCUGGUUUGCAGCGGUCUAGGGUUCUAUUAGAUCGGUGGAAUAUUUUUAAAGUUAUGUAAUGCUCAACCCAUUCUUGUCUUUGCCAUCA
Molecule: messenger RNA, 850 nt
Organism: Mangifera indica (mango)
Lineage: Eukaryota; Viridiplantae; Streptophyta; Magnoliopsida; Sapindales; Anacardiaceae
Product: 28S ribosomal protein S33, mitochondrial-like
Exons: 2
Coding region: 240-548 (102 amino acids)
Cellular component (GO): mitochondrion
Source: RefSeq, a predicted model, not a curated record